This is a messenger RNA of Mesorhabditis spiculigera, 1338 nucleotides long. NCBI's taxonomy places the organism in Eukaryota, Metazoa, Nematoda, Chromadorea, Rhabditida, Rhabditidae. The record is from the annotation of a GenBank genome assembly.
AUGGCGCUCAGCGCCUCGACCUUCCUGCUCGUCAUCCUGUUCGGGUCGGCGGCGUGGAUGGGCACGAACUCGAUCUGGAUGCAACUGCCGCUCGUCACCUCCGUGCUGCCGGAAGCCUGGAAUCUGCCGUCAUUCCUUGCGGCCGUCGUGCAGAUAGCCUGCAUCGGACCGCUCGUCUACGGCAUCUUCCACAAGCGCCUGCACGCCCCGACGGUCAUCGUCGCGCUGCUGGUGUUGCUAUUGGUGUGCUCCUUUCUGCUGAUACCCUUCUGGGACGUCACGGCGUGGCUGGGGACUCAGCAGUACUCGCUGGUGCUGUACGCGCUAAUGUUUGGCAUUGCGUUGGUCAACAGCACGUCGAACGUGCUGUUCAUGCCGUUCAUGGCCCAGUUCCACCCGGCCUACCUGAACGCGUAUUUCGGCGGAAUGGGGCUGUCAUCGCUGGUGCCGAGCGUGCUCUCACUCGCGCAAGGCUCCGGCAACUAUGAAUGUGUCCGCAACGGUACAGCAAUGCUGCAACUCUACCACCCGGCGCGCUUCUCGGUGUCGGUGUUCUUCUCGGUGGUGGCCGGUUGGACGGCGUUGGCCGCCUUCGCCUUCGUGCUCCUCUACUGGACCGGCGCGCACAAGAAGCAUCGACAAACCGCAACCCCCCUCCCGGGUGAAAAAACAUACCCAGUGGAAGAGCUAGACGAGGAAACGCCGCUUCGGCCUCCAACCAGCCGGGAGCAGAAGACGGAAGUUGAUGAGGAGAUGAUCUCUUCGGGAAAGAGCCAAUCCAGCAGUGCCGCAAAGAGCAGCGACAACUCGGAGGCGAUUUCCGGCGGCUCUUACUACUGGAUUCUGGGGCUGACGGCGUUGGUGAACGCGCAGAUGAACGGUAUCAUCCCCAGCAUACACAGCUACGCAGCGCUACCUUAUUCACAGACAGUCUACCACCUCGGGCUGACCCUGUCGAACAUCGUGGCUCCGCUCGCGUCGUUCGCCCCGUUUUUGGUGCAGACCAGAUCCGUGCCCAUUCUGACGACCCUCUCGCUGACGUCGUCCUUCUUCACGGCGCUGAUCGUCUACCUUGCAUCGCGGAGCCCCGACUAUCUGUUUGGGAAUUACGGCGCCGGGGCCGGGCUGGCGGUGGUUGCUCCAAUCCUUGCCGCCGGUCUCCACUCUUUUCUGCGUACCCUGUUUGCCUCCGUACUCCGCGAGGGGUCCCACGGCAGCGAAUCGCGGCUAUUCUGGUGCGGUGUCUUCAUCCAGAUCGGCUCGUUCGUCGGCUCGGCGGUGAUGUUCCCGCUCGUCAACUUUGCCAAGCUGUUCGAGGCGGCGCCGGCUUGCCGGCCA